AUGUCACCCAUGCCCAAGAGGAAAAACCUCUUCCUCUGUCUCGACGCCUUCGGCACCCUCUUCACACCUACGAAACCCAUCCCAGUAACUUACGCCGAAGCUGCCCUCAAGCAUGGCAUCGCAAUAAACACGCCCGAACCCGCCACCCAAGUAUCCUCAUCCUUCAAAUCCGCAUUCAAGCGCCUAUCAUCAGAGCACCCAAACUAUGGCCGGGCUACAGGCAUGGGUGCAGAAAAAUGGUGGAACAAAGUAAUAAAAGAAACCUUCACGCCAUUCCUGGCUCCAAACCAAAAUCUCCCAAAGUACCUCGUCCCAGAGCUCCUCCACACCUACUCGUCACGUAAGGGGUAUACACUGUACCCCGACGUCCUCCCCUUCUUCCGCAUGAUUCAGCAUAUGAAAGCGCACAGGAGACGUAACGGCACUUCUCAUGGACUCUGGCCCUGGGACAAAACCAUAGUAGGCGUCGUAACGAACUCAGAUAACCGCGUCCCGGGGAUACUGUCGUCCUUCGGUGUCAACGUGGGUCCCUCGCGUUACCAAGAUAUGAAACCCUCCAAUACCAAGGAUGGAGAGUAUGACAUCGAUUUCACGGUUCUGUCUUACGACGUCGGAGUCGAGAAACCAGAUCGACGGAUCUUUGCUGCGGCGGAGGAGAUACUCGACCACAAGCUAGAGGCCGCUUCGAUGAACAGUGGUGAAGACUUCAAAGCAGAGGAGUUUGAGAAGAUCUACGUAGGCGACGACCUCCACAAGGAUGUUUUCGGCGCUCAAGACGCAGGCUGGUCGAGCGUAUUGCUAGAGAGAGAUGCAAAUCUGGCAGGUGGCCAAGGCUACGGGCUGAAGAUGGAAGAAAAGGGAGGAGAGAUAGGAGAAGAAGGUGAGGUAAUCAGUCAGAACAGAUUGGUGCCACAGGUUGGUUCUUUGCUCGAUCUGUGUGCGUGGCCACGAAGACCUCAACGGCAUGAAAUAUCGCCCGUGCGAUACGUGUAUAUAAAGGGCCCUGAGGAAGCAUCGUCAGAGAAGGACAAGCGUCGACUACGAAAGCAGAUGUAA
Alternaria triticimaculans is the source of this 1056-nucleotide messenger RNA. RefSeq lists its product as uncharacterized. The transcript has a single exon. Lineage: Eukaryota; Fungi; Ascomycota; Dothideomycetes; Pleosporales; Pleosporaceae. The coding region runs from base 1 to 1056 and encodes 351 amino acids. The record is from RefSeq and is a predicted model, not a curated record.